CCAAUCAAACCUAAAGUAUAAGAAGAAGGAUGUACCAACGCUUACUAAGUUGUCAAUACUAAUAGACUGCCUACUGUAGAUAGUCGUUAUGCGAUGUAAACUGGCAUACUGACUCAAAGGAUAGACCUAUUCAACCUUGGGCAGGUCCACCUACGAAGCUUUUGAGCGGUUGUCGUGAGCAUGGCAGACCGGGAGGAGCGCCGCUUCGCCGAGGUUUCCCGGGAGUCCGUCAGACUCAUGGCCGAGAGUGCAGGCGUGGAGCUCGCCGACGAUGUGGCCGCUCUUCUGGCUGAGGACGUGUGUUACCGGCUUCGGGAGGCAACACAGAGCAGCUCUCAGUUUAUGAGACAUGCAAAGAGGAGGAAGCUGACAGUGGAGGACUUAAACAGAGCUCUGCGCUGGAGCAACGUGGAGGCUAUCUGCGGCUACGGGGCCCAGGAUGCUCUUCCUUUCCGUUCGGUUAAAGAAGGGGAGCUUUUCUUUGUUGAGGAUCGGGACAUCAAUCUAGUUGAGUUGGCAUUGGCCACCAAUAUUCCCAAGGGCUGUGCUGAGACCAUGGUGCGAGUGAAUGUGUCUUACCUUGAUGGGAAAGGCAACCUUGAGCCUCAGGGAACGGUUCCCACAGCAGUGCAGUCUCUGUCGGAUGACUUGUUGAAGUACUACCAGCAGAUCACACGGGCCAUUCUGGGAGAGGACCCCCACCUCAUGAAGGUGGCUCUGCUGGACCUCCAGUCCAACUCCAAAAUCGCUGCCCUCCUUCCGUACUUUGUUUAUGUCAUCAGUGGGGUGAAAUCAGUAAGUCAUGACCUGGAGCAGCUCAACAGGCUUCUCCACAUGGUGAAGAGCCUGGUCCAGAACCCUUUCCUGUACCUGGGCUCAUACGUGCGCAGCCUGGUCUCAAGCGUCAUGUACUGCAUCCUGGAGCCGCUGGCUGCCUCCAUCAACCCACUCAAUGACCACUGGACCCUCAGGGACUACGCCGCCCUGCUCCUCAGCCACAUCUUCUGGACUCAUGGUGAUCUGGUGAGUGGUCUCUAUCAUCAGAUCCUGUUGUCACUCCAAAAGGUUCUGUCUGACCCAGUGAGACCACUCUGCUCCCACUAUGGCGCUGUGGUGGGGCUUCAUGCUCUGGGAUGGAAGGCUGUUGAGAGAGUGCUUUUCCCACACCUUCCUGCCUAUUGGGCCAAUCUCCAGGCUGUGCUGGAUGACUACUCUGUUUCCAAUGCCCAGGUCAAAGCAGAUGGACAUAAGGUGUAUGGAGCCAUCCUGGUGGCGGUGGAACGUCUGCUGAAGAUGAAGGCCCUGUCUCUGUCUCAGCCAGCAGAGGGAGUCUCCAGUGGUCAGCCGGGCUCGGUGGUGGGUGCUAUGGGUUACAGGGUGAGCUCCCCAGGCCUCAGCCCCCCUCCAGAGCCUCCGUCAGAGGCUGCCUUGGGAAUCGCCAGCCACCUUCAGGCAGGCGGGGCAGGCUGUCCUUGGGAGGAGUGGACUCCUGUCCCUCUCCCUGCCAUGUACUGUGAGCUCUACUCCUUCUUUGGAGACAGUCUGGCAGUCAGGUUUAGUACAGGACCUGGGUUUGGCAGCUACCCUCCCUGCACCCCAUCCCAGCUCAGUGAUGCCAGAAAAGACCCCCCUGGCCCUGGCUCCAACUCUGACACCACCCGAAAGAUGCCACAGCUAACUGCCAACCUCAACAUCAGCCCCAGACAGGAUGGGAGUCCUCGCACCGAUCCGCCUCCGCCCAGCCUGGCAGCUACUGGAUCAGGAAGGUCCCUGGCUCGCUCCUCCUCCUCCUCAUCCUCUGUGCAGCGCUCCAGAUCUUCCUUGUCCCGUUCAGGCCAGCGUUCGGCAGGCCUGUCUCGUGAUGUUUUCCCCAAAGCUCGAUUCACCUCGCCUCAGACAGGACCUCCUGCGUUUUCCUUCCUCAUUGGCGGACGGCAAAUGGGUCGCCGCUGCCAAGGGCGCCGUCCCUUCCAGACCACUUUUGCCCCAACUCCGCCUCUUUCUGCCAUCCCACCACGAGCCUAUGCCCACAAACUUCCUGUCAUUGGCAGGGUGGGCAAACCUGUACGCCGCUGGGCGUGUUCCCAUUACUCGUUACAUCUCCCUCUCUAGUCUCAGAACUGAGCUUCAGAUUGCAUCCCUACAAAGACUUUAGCAAGCUCAUAAUGUUUUUCAGCUCAAGCUACCAAAACGUUGUUGUGUCACAAAAAAUGAUUACACUUUUUAGUAAGAGUUAAUACAAAGUGACACUGUGCAGACUGCAACCACUAAAACACAGUGCAUACAAUUAUAAUUAUAGAUUAUAAUUAUAAUUAUAAUUAUAGAAAUAUUUCAGUUGUUUUUAAUUCUCAUUUUGACAUCAUUUAAGCAAUUCUUAAAAACUUACCGUGGCUGUUUUCUGUCUGUUUGUUUACAGAGUAAUGUUUUCAGUCAUUUAGAGUCGUCUUUUUGUCCCCUGAUGAUUACAAGUCCUGCAUCGCUCUCCUUUUAGCUCUGUUUUGAGAAAACAUUGGACUCAGCUCUCCAUUAUGUUCACCAGCUAGUCUCUAAGUGUGUGUGUCUGCUGUUUGCUGCUACUCAGGUAGUGUACAGUGGCAUUUUAGAGCUUUUCCUCUGAAAGCAUCUGCCUGUGUGACUGAAAACGAUACUGUUGGAGCAGUGAGCAUGAACCAGAACAGUUUGUGCCAGACAGCUAAACAAUAAGCCGAAACUCACUAUAAACCUCUGGAAAGCCGAGAGGAGCUGCAGAUUCUCAGAUAAUUAUCUGAAGGGUCAUCCAUACACAUUUCACAUUGCCCCAUUGUUUUCACACUGCCAUUUGAUACAUUGUAAAAAUAUCCAUUAUUCAAAUAUGUUUUGUUUCCAACCAACAUUCAAGAAGCCAGAUAUGUUCACCUUACAGUGAUAGAGAAGCAUGAUGUCCUUAUAUGUGAGAAGCUGGAACAAGAGAGUGUGCUUUUGAUACAUGAUUUAAAAAGUUAAACUGUGGACAGCAUAUAGGCCUGCCUUGUGUUUGGGGAAAAAAAGUGACAUCUUUCACAUUGUUGUUAAUAAAAAAAGAAUAAAAAAAAAAAUCAUA
Scatophagus argus is the source of this 3079-nucleotide messenger RNA. It is a transcript of the gene taf6l, whose product is annotated as TAF6-like RNA polymerase II, p300/CBP-associated factor (PCAF)-associated factor. Gene Ontology annotation, cellular component: transcription factor TFIID complex; SLIK (SAGA-like) complex; SAGA complex. NCBI's taxonomy places the organism in Eukaryota, Metazoa, Chordata, Actinopteri, Scatophagidae. Gene Ontology annotation, biological process: RNA polymerase II preinitiation complex assembly; transcription initiation at RNA polymerase II promoter. Gene Ontology annotation, molecular function: RNA polymerase II general transcription initiation factor activity; transcription coactivator activity; protein heterodimerization activity. The transcript has 12 exons. The record is from RefSeq and is a predicted model, not a curated record. The coding region runs from base 181 to 2112 and encodes 643 amino acids.